AUGAACAACGAGUCCAGCACGCCCGCCGCGUCUACACCGACCCAAGCACAGUCACAAGGGACUCCUCGUGAUGGGAGCAGCUCACUUCUCACCAUCGUCAAGGCCCAGAUCGUGUUUUUACUCUCCACGCUGACGGAGGAUAACUUUGAGAGAAAUCAGACCGACAUUCGUCGUUUGUCUGACCAACAUGGAUUGGAGACUUAUCUUCACUUUCUUCGCCGCCUCAUUUCUGCAACCGCCAGCCGGGUCAUUGCGCCUAACCCUCCAGCAUCCUGGGACACGUCCACAAUCCUUACGUUUCGGCUCUUGGUCCAAGAAACCCAGCGUCUAGCUCGGGAUCCUUUUCUUGCGGAUCGUUUCCGUGAAGCAAUUGACAAGGCCGACUCUGAACCUUUUCGCCAUUUCGAACUCAUCCGCUUCGUGGAUCGUAUCGGUUUACAGCCCGCAGAACGCUUUGUUUUAGCCAGUUCCUUGCUUAGUGCGACGACAAGGCGGGAUCUCGUUCAGCAGGCAAACUCGCUCAUCCGCAUGAAUUUUGAGCAGGCGCGUCUGGCGUUGCUGACGCACCCCACGUUUGAAUCCGGAAACCUCAGUCCCCCUCAAGUUUCCAAAUUGCUUUCUAACCUUUUGUGCGACCCUCCUCAAGACGCACCUGUCCUAGACGCUGCUCAGCGUCAGGGUCUAUUGGCCGCUGUAACGCAAAAGUAUGGGGCCGAGUUCCUCAUCCCUGUCCUGAAGCAACUACUCCCACGCCUUAGUCUUCCUCCCAACGCGCGAAUGGACGAAGUUCUCACUCAGCUCGGACCAGAGCUUACGGCGGACACUGAAGUCGUGCGUGCGCUGUUCCUCCGGUUCAACAUUUCCGAUUCCAACCCUCCGACGGAUAUGCAAGUACUCGAAGUCAUGAAUCGACUUGCGCGUAAUGCGGUCGAUGGCAGCCCAAUGCCAGACAUUCGGGCCAUCGUGCGCGCGUUCAAAACUUUUAAUGUACCUAUUCAAUGGGACAAGGCCAUACGUGUGCUGGAUCGUCCUGAACGGACCGGUAUUGACACCCCGACCCUGAAGCUCAUCGUCGCAAUCCUAUCAGAGGCACAUCGUGGAGUAGCUGGGUUCUGGCAGAUAUGGAACAAUGCGCUCUAUCAACUUCGGCUUAUCGACGCUCUCCUUUCCCUCCCAUCUGACACCUUCUCAUUUUAUGGACUCCCAGGGAGGACUGUUGUCACAGUCGAUGACGUUGCCAAUGCUAGCCCGACCAUCAAAGCAUUGGCCCAAAAUGUCCAAAGUUCGACGUGGAACUCGCUUGAUCUCUUCGAGCUUCUUGUCAAGCUCGAUGAAAGUGACAGCGAUGCAGUCAAGGCACAAGUACGAGAGAUGCUGGACCGGGCGGUCAGAGUCAGUGCUGAGUUGGUUCAUAUGGGCUUGUUACAAGUUCCUAAACCUUGGAAUGCAGUCCAACGAGAGUAUUCUAAUCGAUUGCUCUCAAUGUUCCUUGCUGGUCAUCCAAAUCACCAGCUCGUGUUCAUGCGCAUUUGGCAAAUCGAUCCUCAAUACCUUCUCACGGCCUUCCGUGAUCAUUACAACGAUAACCCGAUCAAUAUUACCCGUAUUCUGGACGUUGCUCAAGAUCUUAAGCAGAUACUUGAAGCGCUUCUCGAGGUUCAACCCUUUGCCUUUGCCCUGGAUGUCGCCGCGCUUGCCUCUCGCCGCGAAUACCUAAACCUUGACAAGUGGCUGGCGGAUCAUGCCGCGACUCAUGGAAUAUCCUUCAUUCGAGAUAUGGUCGAAUUUCUGAGGGUGAAGGUUCAGCACGAACAAAGCAGAAUGUACGACAUGACUGCUUCGGAGAGCAGGAUGAUGUUACUGAAUGCUCAAACCGUGUCUAUCUUCCUUCGUGCCAUGAAGGCAUUCGCCACCAGUCCUGCCGGGUCUGCCCUCACGCCUGAGGAGCACGAACAUAUGAUCGAGGUCCGCAACAUUUGCCUCCAAGCACAUCCACGUUUAAUGUCGCUCGUCCCAAAUUCGGAUGUGGAGCCAGGUUCUACUGUCAUUGUCUAUGCUCCAGACAUCGAAGCCGAAGUGGAGGCGAUCUAUCGCAAGCUCUAUGCCGGUUCUCUGGCUGUAGAGGGGCUGUUAUCUGUUUUGCAAGCAGCUAAGGCGUCCGAGAACACUCGAGAUCACGAGAUCUUUGCUGGCGUUUUGCACACCGUCUUUGACGAGUACAAGUUCUACCCAGAGUACCCGCCACGAGAACUGAGGAUCACGGCUCAUCUCUUUGGGUCGCUCAUCCAGCAUCAUCUGGUUGAAAAUGUUCCGUUGGGGAUCGCAAUUCGCUGCGUCCUCUCGGCGAUCAACGAUCCAAACCUCUUUACCUUCGGCGUGCAAGCCCUUAGCAGAUUCCAUUCACGACUCAUCGAAUUCCCUGGUGUCUGUCACGAGCUCCUCGGCAUGCAACACUUUGUCGACUCCCAACCAGAGCUGGCGGAGCAGGUACGCAGAGCGCUACGCUAUGCAGAGAGCGGCGUCAUGGGCGAAAACGGAGGCCCGCUAGUCUUCUCCUCUAUUCUUCCAGAUGAUCUCAGUGCGAGCACUGUCGAACCAUCUGAAGAGGUUUCGGACAAGAUCUUGUUCAUCGUGAACAACCUUGCUCUAUCCAAUUUAGAGAGCAAGACGACCGAGAUGAAAGAAUGGUACAGAGAUGACUUGGCUAGGUGGUUUGCCAAAUAUCUUGUGGAGGAGCGAGUGAGCACCGAGCUCAACAAUCACUCCCUCUAUCUCCAAUUUCUCGAUGCGCUUGCCAAACCUCUUUUGCAGAAGUGCAUUCUGCAUGAGACAUUUGUCAAGUCUGCACGGCUCCUAAACGACGAAAACACGCUCUCUUCGUCUACGGAUCGCAAUAUCCUUAAAAACCUCGGAAGCUGGCUCGGAAGGAUCACUCUAGAGCGCGAUAGACCUAUCAAGUUCAAAAACCUUUCCCUCAAGGACCUCCUUCUCGAGGGUUACGACUGUCAACGGCUGCUUAUCGUGAUUCCCUUCACGUGCAAGAUCCUUGAAGGGACAAAGCAAUCUACUGUUUUCAAAGCCCCUCAUAAUCCUUGGCUUAUGCCCAUCCUCGGCCUUCUUGUGGAGCUCUACUUUAAUGCUGACCUCAAGCUGAAUCAGAAGUUCGAGAUUGAGGUCCUUUUCAAGGACCUUGAUCUAGUCAUGGACGACAUAGUACCAACGUCACUCCUGAAUACACGGCCACGGGGAAUAGCGGGAACGGAAGGGCCGGAAGGCGACAUUGGCGGUAAUGACCAAGGAGCCGUCAUCGAUGGACCUAGCCGAUAUAGCGCAUCCCUCAACGGAGAUCAAAUGCCGAACCCGAUGAUCAGUGAUCCAGACAUUUCCAUUCACCUUGACGGACUAUUGGCGGAAUUACGAACUCGCCUCUACUUUGAACCAGAACUCGAGAGAUAUGCGGCUAGCCCAAGAUUCCACAGGAUGAUCCAAAACGUGUUUGAGAAUGCGACACGAGAGACAUGCAUUGUGCAGCCCGUUGUCGAACGAUCUGCAAAUGUAGCGGCAAUGUCGGCCGCUAACAUUGUCUCCAGAGAUUACUCCACUGAAGGGGACGAGACGAAGCUAAAAAGAGCCGCACACAAUAUGGUUCGCAGGCUUGCAUCUGGUCUUGCCCUCGUCACAGCGAAGGAAGUACUUAGACAGACACUCGUCAGCACGUUCCGCCAAGAGUUGGCGGAUCCGCAAUGGGAGCAGGUCGUCUUCCCCGAGCAGUAUCUGCAGAUGCUCAUCGAAAGUAACCUCGAGCUGGCAUGCUUGGUCGUGGAAAACAUUGCCAUUCGACGAAGUAUCCAGGACGUGGACCGUAUCCUCGAUCCUGAAUACGAAGCGCGACGAGCCCACCGUCAGCGGCGCCCGGCGCAUCCGUUCUGGAAUCCUAAGAACCAGCUACCGGAGGUUGCAGCAUCUAUCCCAUUGCCGUUGCGAAUCCGUCCUACGGGCGUGACUGAUGAACAGAUACAGAUUUACGAGGAGCUCAGUCGAUCCCAAGAGUCUCGAAGCAGAAACGCUCGCCCAAUUCCUCCCAAGAUACCCCUGCAGCCCUUUCAGGCUCUCCCCAGAGGCCAAUAUCCCCCAGCGAUCACGCCCCCACCCUCCCAGCGUCUCGACGGUGGACAUCAACAGUCGCCGCCUAUGCUGACACCAGACCAAACGUUGACUGCCAUCGAGCGCUACUUCAGCGAGUUUGACGCGGUCUGGAACAUGGCUCGCGACGGCGAUACCAAUGGGCUUCCGAGCGGCGAAGACCUUAUUGAGCAAAUCUGGAUCACGAUUAACAAUUCCGAGAUCAAAGAAGAAGCUCAGCACUUCGUCUGCCAAAAGCUCGUUCAAGUCCUCCUAUCUACCAAGAGCGACGCGGCGCGGCAUGUGUAUGCUGGAUUCCUAGCGCAGUUGCAGCUUGCUGGGGUAAAGAGUGCCCAGGAUGCUGUGGAAUGGUUCCUCGCGACGGAAGACAAGAGGAAAUGGAAUUUCGCGACUAUCGUCGAACUGGUCGGAGCGGGGGCGAUCAACCUUGAUGACUAUGAGGAAAUGCUCGUCUCGGCUCUUUAUCCAGAGGGCGACCCUAUCGUCGUUCAGUUCGCUAUCCGACUUGUUCGUCAUUUCCUGCUCAGAGACUUCCCGGUGCGCACCUGGAAUACUUCCUUCCAAAGGACCUUGGAAGCUCUCAAGGUCCUCGAUAGGCAGGGAAAGGCACCAAAGGACGAGGUCCCUCUACUCCUUGACCAACUGCGCGUGGAUAUGCAUACAAUUGCGACCGUUAAUGCUUCCAUGCCCGCUGCUUUUCAUCAACUCUACCCACGACUCGAGGAAUUCUUCGAACACUGGGUACAAAUCUUCCAGGGACCAUCCGCUGACCGCGAUUUCCUCUUGUUCGCCACUGAACUCGAAGCUGGAAGAGUCCUCAAGAGUGACGAGACUACCGCCAUGUUCUUCCGUGUCUGUAUGGAGGUCAGCGUCAGCCGCUAUGUGCAGGUCACCAAGCGAGGGACUACGAUCAACCCAUAUCUCUACGUAGACGCUUUUUCACGACUCAUCAUCCUCAUGAUCAAGCAUAAUGGCGAGCCAAUGGACAAAGAGCAUAACCUCAAGCGCGUCCUCACUAUUGUGCUCCUGGUUAUUUCUCAUCAGCACGAGGAGUUUGGCGCGAGAUUCCACCAGAAGCCGUUUUUCCGCUUCUUCUCCAGUCUUCUCUCCGAUCUUCAUUCGUUUGAAGAUGGCUUCGAGACGGCUUAUUUCCCAAUGAUGAUGAACAUCUGCGAGACAUUACAUUCUCUCCAGCCUAUCUACUUCCCAGGCUUUGUUUUCUCUUGGAUGGCUCUCAUCUCACACCGUCUGUUCUUACCCAAGAUGUUGAUCACACCCAAUGGCCAGGGAUGGCCAGCGUUCUGCCGACUUUUGGUCGCCCUCUUCACGUUUGCAAAUCCUGUCCUCAAGUCAGGCGACCCGCGUAAUGUGGUCGGGCUCAGACAAGGGAUUCUUCGCAUCCUCCUCCUUCUUCUUCACGACUUUCCCGAGUUCCUUAGCGAGAACUACUUUCAGAUCUGUGAGGCAAUUCCCGUCAAUUGUGUUCAAAUGCGCAACAUUGUCUUGUCCGCAUUCCCUGGAACAAUUCUUCUUCCAGAUCCUCACCCAGCUGGCCAGUUGGAGGCUCUUCGAGAGACAAGCCAAGCACCUGUCAUCGCGACCGACUAUAGGUCCGCAUUGAAGGCGUCUGAUCUUCAUGCCCUCGAUCUUCAGCUCCUUGGACGAGGGAAUCUCGCGAUCAUGAAUCAGCUCGUCGCUCGCUUGACUGUUCCAUCAGACGAUACAGGCGAUAGGUAUGACCUCGGCGUCAUGAACGCCAUGGUUCUAUACACUGGAGUUUCAGCAGCGGCGCAAGCAUUUUCUCGCAGCGAAGUUGGGGCCUUUUCGCGGACUGACCCUGGGGCCGUGUUCAUCCAUCAUAUUGCAUCAUCAUUAGAUCUUGAGGGUCAACAUCACCUCGUUGGUGCUAUCGUCCUCAAUCUCAGAUUUCCGAGCCACCAUACAUUCUGGUUUAGCGAUCUGCUUCUCGACCUUUUCGCCCAAGUCAAAGACGAAACGUUCAAAGAGGUCGUUACCAAAGUUUUGCUGGAACGUGUGCUCUGUCAUAGACCACAUCCAUGGGGAGUGGUCAUGACGCUCAUCGAGCUCAUCCGCGACCCAAAGUGCGACUUCUUCUCGCACAAAUUCACUCGUGCCUAUCCCGAAAUUCAUGCAAUGCUUCGCAAAAUUAGCACCCACGUCGACGCCGCAUAG
Messenger RNA from Serendipita indica DSM 11827, 6336 nucleotides. NCBI's taxonomy places the organism in Eukaryota, Fungi, Basidiomycota, Agaricomycetes, Sebacinales, Serendipitaceae. The record is from the annotation of a GenBank genome assembly.